GAGCCAUCGAGACACAAAUAGUAUAAUUAAAAAUAAUUGUUAAAUGAUCUUAAUAAUGAAGGCAAAUCAAAUGUUCUGGAUCCUUAUCAGCUUACUAUUGAACAUUUACUUUGUUUACACUCAAUCAAAAGUAAAAAUAUACAACACCUUACAACACAAACAAAUCCAAUGCAAAAGUUACUUCGGAAAAUAUUCAGAAUGUUUGGUUGGAGGUCCUAUUAAAUUUAUAUAUUUUAGAAAACAAAUGAAUCGGAAUGAAUGCAAAGUCAAUCAAACUUAUGGCUCAAUUCAAGACCGAGGUAUAGUAUGGGUUAAUAAAGACUGUUCCGCUGUUUUUGAUGUGUACUAUCAAACACCCAACCACGAAUCUCCUUUCGGUUUUAUCGAUAAAUUUUCAGCAAAUGCUGAUUCAAUCCAAUCAUUGCUUACAAGUCCUAGGAUUCCUACAUCACAAACUUUUUCGAACGAAUACAAGAGUGCUACUUGUGAAAGUGCCGGCGCUCUAAACGAAUGCGAAUUUUUUCGAAAUCUUUCCUCUAUUCGCUUGCUAAAACAACUAUCCUUCGCCGAAUGUUCUCGCAAAAGACGCUCUUACGGGUAUGUCAAUAACAGAAUAUGGGUCGACAAAGGGUGUAAGGCCACAUUCGAGGUCAAAUUUAAACAGGAAGAGGAACAGUACAACUAUCUACAUUCUCUUUUGGCUGGAAAGCUUUUAGGAACAUAUCCGGAAAGAAGACCCUUUGAUGAUUUUAUGUUCUGCGCUAGUCCACCGGCUACCAAAACAUACUGGGAAUGUCCAUUGGGUGUUAAUUUUGGGGUUUCCCCAAAAGUGGAAAAUUCAACUUUCAAAGUUUUGGAACCAUAUGAUUCCGAUGGUUUUGCCACAAAUCUUUAUAGACAUUACUCUAAAAAUUAUGGAAGAGAUUUCAGAUUUAGAAAUCAUGAAAAGAAGAAGAACGUUGGCAAUUCUAAAAUGAUAGUUGUGGAAAAGUUUAAGCUACUUAAAUCAAUAGAUGAGAAUAAAUUUCCUUGCAAAUUUAACAAAACCUAUGGUAUUGACAUUAGAAGUGUUGACCCUGAAGACGAAGUCAUUUAUGAGACAUUGAUGAAAAAGGUUCAUAAUCCUGAAGCCCUUCCUGUACCAAUUAAAUCCGCUUCCUACAUAUGGGUGGACAAAGGAUGCGCUGGUAUAUUUCAGAUUCGAAUUAAAAUCAUGAGCUCAUUAGGAUUUUUGGCCUCUGAUUUUCCGUAUUCUCGUUAUAUACCACAGAAUAGUAAAUAUCAUUAUCAAGGAAGAGACGAUUUAAUCAACGAAAAUGAACGACCGCAUAGUAUACUUGAAAGGCAACAUCACCAAAAUAAUAUUCAAUAUACAACUUUUUCAUCCGAAAUUCAUAAAUUACAAGAGAUUUUAAGUACAACAAUCAAAAGCAGAACGACAAUAAAAGGUAAGGGAAUCUAUCGAGAUAUACAUAAGCCUAACAUUUACACUUCUAGGUACAUUCCGCAUAGAACAUUCACGGCUAUUGCGGGGGUAUACGGUCGAUGGAGUGUGCUUAAUAACACAGAACAAUAUUCAUUGGUAAACCCCAUUAACAGUAGUAUUACUACAUCGCUACCAAAUACAUCCAAUUACACUCAACUAUGGCCUCAUAAAUACUUAAAUGAAGUCAAUAAUCUUUUCACAUUAAAUGAAUUUCACACUAUUCCAGGCGUAAAUAACGAAGAAAAUGAACAUUUUAGAACUAAAGAGCCCGUCUUGCUUAGGGAAUAUGUGACAUUCUGUGGCAGUGGCUGGUCUGAAUAUAGAGAAUGUAAUAUAGGUAAGCCCAUUCAUGGAAUUCAAUUACAACGGCAAAUGGCACACGAUUUUGAACCUAACUAUAAGGAACUCAAUUAUAAUAAUGAUACUAGGAUAGGUAGUGAAACAGAGGCUGAUUCUAAUAAAUGCCAAUAUCAAAAGACGUUUGGAUAUAGGGAUCAAAAUAUAUGGGUGUCAAAUGGGUGUCAAGCUAUUUUCACUGUUUUCCUGCCAGAUUAUAACCAGACUUCAAGUCCCGUAGAGACUGAUAAUCGCGAAGAGACGGCAGAAUUAGCCUGUCAAAGUCUAAAAGGACGAAACCAAUGUCAGGCUCCGGGGAAUAUAACUAACAUUGCUUUGUUGGAAGAAUUUUCGAAAAAUAAAUGUGUAUUUGGAGAAUCGUACGGGCAUGCGUAUAAUUACGUUUGGGUCGAUGAUGGUUGCAAAGCUGGAUUUUUGGUUACUUAUCUCGAAAUUUUUAACACGUUCCCACAUUCCACUUACAAUGUAAAACGCACUUUAUACGCCGAGCCUGACAAAAAUUUCUAUUCAGAAACAGAAACUGGUAUUGAUCAUCGUUGGGCCAAGCUGCCAUACAUUUGUAAUCUGCCAUUAUCGAUAGGGAACUGUAUUCAAAACUUAACUCGUUAUUUUUUCGAUAGUUCUAAAGGAAAAUGUUUAGGGUUUUACUAUACCGGUUGCAACGGGAAUGCCAACAACUUUUUAUACAAUGAUCACUGUGAGAGGACUUGUCGAACAGACUCUUUCUUUCCAUGCCUUUUGCCCGUGGAAAUUGGUAAUUGUUCCCACUAUGAGACCAAAUAUUUUUUUAGUCCCAUAACUUCAAGAUGCGAAGGUUUUAUAUAUUCUGGUUGCUCUGGAAAUGCCAAUAGAUUUUCAACGCUCGAAGAAUGUGCCUCACUUUGUGACGUUUUAGAAAGUGUCUGCACAUUACCUCCCGACCCUGGUAACGGAAGUUCAAUUCACAUCCGAUACUUUUACAAUCCAGCAACCAAAAGGUGUCAACAAUUUAUUUAUACCGGUGAUAAUGGGAAUGGUAACAAAUUCAAAUCUGAGAUUGAAUGCAUGAAAAGAUGCUCAAGCAACUUGGCCCAGCAUGGUGAAAUUUCGAUCAUUUGUGCUAGCUAUGAUUUCACUCACAAGGAAUGCGAUUUAGGUAUACCUGUAGUUGAUUUACUAGUCGAAAAACAAUUAUCAAUCUUUCCUUGUAAAAUGGACUCUACAUAUGGUAUGAUAGGUAGCAAGGUGUGGGUCUUUCAAGGUUGCACUGCCAGAUUCAAGGUUAAGACUUUAGGUAUAAUGCCGCUUUACAACCCAUCCUUUAGUCAUUUUCAAUACGAAAUUAGCUGGAAAGAUAAAAAUGAUGACUCUUCCCCAAAUCACUUACAUGUUAACGAUACGUAUAAUACAGAUACAUAUAUCCAAACAGGCAAUGAUAUAACCACAGAUUAUUAUUCGAAAAAUAGUUAUAAAAAAUCUUCAACAUGGCCCUCUCAACCGAAUGAUGUAUUGUGGUACAAUGGAAUCGGUUUUAAUCCUGAUCCAAUUCCUACUAGUUACGAGUUAGUGACUUGCUCCAGUUCUGGCAAUGAUCAGCUACAAAUAUGUCCCCUUACUGGAUCUGUGGUCAAAAUUUCUCUGUAUUCAGAAAUUUCAAAAGAUGUAUGUGUCGAAGGGAAAACAUAUGGAAGACAAACCUCGAAUUUAUGGGUCUUUAAUGGAUGUCAAGCUCAAUUCUUGGUGUGGAAACAAUAAAACAUGUUUUAAAUUAAAAGCAUAUUGUCAAUUUGAUUCCAAAAUAUUAUAUCUAUAAAAAAUUUAUCAUAAGUUAAUUAUAUUCAUAUCGAAAAUUAUUUAAAGUAAUCAUAGAAUAUAAUUUGUACCUAUCUUCAUUGUACAUUUUUACCUUAAAUGAUAUUAAAAAAAUGUUCCCCAAUACAUUAUUUAUUGU
Molecule: messenger RNA, 3773 nt
Organism: Gordionus sp. m RMFG-2023
Lineage: Eukaryota; Metazoa; Nematomorpha; Gordioida; Chordodea; Parachordodidae
Exons: 9
Coding region: 44-3577 (1177 amino acids)
Molecular function (GO): serine-type endopeptidase inhibitor activity
Source: RefSeq, a predicted model, not a curated record